UAUAGAUUCGGGUCCAGUCUUGUCCCUUCCUUUAACCUGUCAACUCUGGAUCUUAAUUAUAAGGAUGAGUAACUGCACGAAUGACUUUUGUCGACUGUACCCGCAUCUUUUCAAUGAGAGCAGUAGAUACACAGAACACGAACUGAAGGUAGACGAAUGGGCAUUCAUGGGCAGUCCGUACCCAGUACUAGGCCUGGUGGGUGCCUACCUUUAUUUCGUCCUCAGUUUGGGCCCUCGCUACAUGGCCACCCAGAAGCCGUAUGAGAUCCGAAACCUUAUGAUGGCUUACAACAUAUUCCAGGUCGUCUACAAUGCCAGGAUAUUCCUUCAGUUGUUCAUGGUGGAAGGAGCUCUAUGGUACCUGUCUAAUCAUACGUGCCAUCCGAUGCCUGCCACGAUCAACCCGCUUAAAUACGUGUUCUUCUCCAAUUCUUGGUAUUAUUUCAUAUCAAAGAUCACUGACUUACUUGACACGGUGUUCUUCGUUGUAAGGCGGAAGCAGUCACACGUCACAUUUCUGCAUGUGUACCACCACACAGUCAUGGUGCUAUCGACUUGGAUAUUUCUAAAAUAUGUUAGAGGCGAACAAGUGGUUGCAGUUGGCCUAGUAAAUUCAUUCGUGCACGUGUGCAUGUACAGUUACUACUUCCUGUCGUCCCUCGGCCCCUCAGUCCAGGCCUACUUGUGGUGGAAACCCUACAUAACGAGACUUCAGCUUGCCCAGUUCGUGUUUGUGGUGACGUUUCUACUGAGCCUUAUGUUCCGAGACUGUGACAUUCCGCAGUUUUUCGUCACGUACAUGACUCUCAACGCCAUCGUCUUCCUCUAUCUCUUUACUAAGUUCUACAUCAAUGCUUACACAAAGAAGAAAAUUACAUGAUAACUUUAAUUCUGUUACCACAGAUAGAUAUAUAAUCGUAUAUAUUUGUACAGGAAUAUGCCAAUAUACUGUAUAUGGCACUACUUAGUUGUAUAGACAGUAAUUUCUAUAUUAAGAAUUAUUCCCACGUAAGAUACUUUAUUUAGAUUCUAUUUAUUAUAACUAUUUGUUAUGUUCGUUAUCAUUUUUAUGAUGAUAAAUAUUUACAGAUAAACAAUAAAAAGUUUACCAUUAGUAUAAUACGAAAAUAUUGUUGCAUCAGAGUAGGUUUAAUAAAUAGUUUGAUUUGAUGUUUAUUUGUAAAUAUAGAGUUAGGUUUUAUAAUACAUUAAUUAUACUUUAUUUAAAAGUUAGUAAUCAUUGGACUAAUAUUGGAUUUAUACACGCAUCACUAUCUUUACAGAAAUUCAAUAAUAUAGUGUACAUACAUGUAAACGUUAAUGAGUAUUUUUAUAUGUGAACAUAAGAUUCCAAUAUGAAGAGUGUGUGAACUAGUUUAAAGUAAGUACCUUUAUAUUUGUUACGUUGCAUUAUAUCAAAUACAUUUUUUGUGAUGUUAGUAUCCAUGUGUUAAAACUAUUGUAUGGGACUGCUAUUUAGGAAUCCUGUAUGUAUAGUAAUAUAUCUAUAAUUACCUCUGUUACUAUGUCAAAUGUUACAACAUGGCAUGAUUGUAUUGCUCUUAUGAAGAUGUAUUUAUUCUGGGAUUUUAGCGAUGCCUUUAUGUGUACAGAUGUAAACAGUUACCAAAUGCUACGGAUUGAUAAGCACCAUAAUCGAACUAGAUGUUAACAGUGAAACGUGAUGUAAAACUUAAAAUCUUCAAGUCAAUUUGAGUUGAAGAUAUUAUUCGGACAGACAUUCAGAAAUACAAAUUUUUCAGCACCUCAAAUGAUAAGCUUCGCUAACGCUCCGUCAAUCAUACUUAGAAAUAUUAUUCUUCUGUUAUUCAGGGAACUACUUUGCCAGUCUACCCACUACUAGUUCCCGAGGCUAAAAUGUUUUAUAUAAAUUUAUAAAUUGGUAAGUUUCCUGUUACUAAAUCUUUUAAUAUGAUUGGUUCAAACCAUCAAUCUUCACAAAUCUCAAGGUCAAUUUAAUGUAAAGAUGUUUAACUUCAAAAGAACAUUCUCAUCCGGAUAAACGAAAUUCAUAUCAUAGACUGGGUAAACCUAGCUGGGGAAAAAUCCUGAUCUGCAAAGAAGACAAUUUUAGACAUCAAAAGGAUCCUUUAGGUGAGUAAUGUGUAAUUCAGAAGCCGAUAAAAGUGAAAUCUGGGUCUCACAUUGUCGGCAGAAUCAUAACUCGACUCAGACUCUAUGAAUGAAUAUCUGAGGCGUUAGGCGGCAUGAAUAAAACAUUUGCGGCUGUGCGCAGAAUACCAAACAGCUGAUGGAGCUUCUAAGAUGUCCGCGAGAUGGGGUUGGGGUCAUGUCGAGGGUUAUUGAGAGUUAUGUUAUCCUUUAGUUCACAUACUUAUAUUUCUCUUUCUGCAUAAGUGCUUUUGUUAGUCAUUUUAACGCCUUACUUGCAACAAUUAUUUAUGAUUGGAGAUUUCUUGCGUACCUUAUUGAUAUGUUUUGGCUUGAAUAUUACUAUUGUAACAGUGUUUGUUAAUGUUUCUCAUUGAAUGCAGUUUUGAGCUCACGUAGAUGUUGCUUUAUUUUAUUUCAAAUGAUAUCAAUAGCUUAAGAAAUAGCUUGCCCUAAUGCCAUUUGUGUCAAAAAUACUGAUGGAAAGCUGUUAUAUAAUUAUAAAAUUUAAUAUUAUACCUUUUUUGUCUUAAAAUAGUGGUUUCAUUAUUAAAUAGUUUAUGAAGCAUUAAUUAUGUAUGUACCUGGAUUUAACUCCUAUUCGAUAGGGGGUGUGGAAGUGGAAGAGAGCUUACAGAGUUCGUAAAUCUUAAUUUUAAAACAGUAACAUAUAUUUUUAGUUUCAUAAUUAAAUAAUUAAUGAAGCAUGAGUGAUGUAUGACGCUGGAUUCUACUCCUAUACGAUAGCUGGUGUACAAAUGUUUAAAAGAACAGGUAAAUACCAACCUGUAUAUACCUUAUCAACCAACUUGCUUUUUAUAAAGUUAUUCCAACAUUCUGUUAAAUGUUUAUUGUGAAGCGAUAACGUGUAAACUGUAUCGUGAUAUCACGCGUCAAAACAUUCCACAGUUCUGCUAAGCAGAUCGUUGUAAGAAUCUGAAAAUUUAGGGAUUUAGAGAGUCCAGGUUCCGAGAUCCAAUUUAAAUUUGAUAAUAACAACUUAGAUUUUCGUAACAUCGAUAGAUAAAUUUACACCUAUCGUUAGCAGAGAUACUUUAGGUGGUAGUCGAAAAGGUUGGAUAUCGAAUGAUUUUAAUAUAUUUAACUUUAGUUUUAGCUAUUUUCUCAGAUAAAAUAUUUAAGGGUGUAGACAUUUCCUUCACGUGCGUAAGUUAAAGGUAUAUUACAUUCAUAUAUCCAAAUAUAGCCUGGGUAUUAGGCUGGGAUUUCGAACUUCAAUGUCUCCACUUGAAGAAUCACCUUGAUAUCUAUAAAUAUUUCAAUACCCUUACUUUAGAACCCCAAAAAACAUUAUCUACACUGUAACUAGGUCAAGAAAUAUUUUACACAAUAAGGUAGAAUUUGAGUAAAACAUGGGUAGUUCCAAUGGAACAAAACUGUUACUGAAAAUUAAAUAUUCAAUUGUGUUUUUUUUUUAAUUAAUCUAAAUAACAUGUAGUUAAAAGUUCUGUAUUUGUUGACUGGUGUUAUCCACAAUGGGUAGCUCGUUAUUUUCUGCUUGCACAGUCGCGUCAGCAGUGAUGUACCUCUGACAAGGAUGAAUCGGCUGGAAAUUGGUGACAAGUUCCGAUUCAAAAGUGGCUGCCAUUGUAAGGUUUGUUUUGGGGAUGAGGCACUUUCAACUACCACUCUUAUUACGCAGAGUUGUUCGAUUGCAGAGUUGAGUUGAUUGGGAUUCAGUUAAUGAGGCUAAACUGUAACAGUGGAAAGAAGUGUGAUGCUGGUUCAUUACUGUAUCGAGCCCAUUCAAAUUUAAAUUAGAAAGUUUAAAUAAAUGUAUUAAAAUUUUUGUUUCAAGAUUGAAAAUCAAAUAUAAGUUUCUGUUUACGAAACAAACAAUCUGGAGCUCAGUACAGUUUGUAAAAAUUUGAAACGGUUUCUGGUAAAUAUUUAAUGACAGGUAACAUCUUUGACAUGUGUCUAUACAAUUUCACUGCUCAAUAUUUUACAACAUUUAUAAAUUAUCUUAUUUUUGUUUGUUCUUUUAGGACAAGAAUCUUAUUAAUUGCACCUAGUUCUAUUCUUAUUAAUUCCCCUAUUUACAAACCUUUUUAAUUCAAAAAUAUUAACAAUGAGAAAUUUUAAUUUUAUACACGUACAGUAUUGUGUUAAUACUGACCUGUCCACAAAUCAUGUUUUAUAGUUCAGGGAACAUUUUAUUUAAAUUUCAAAUUUUCGGGGUAAAACAAAGGCUUAGCUUUAGUAAAUAAAACUAUCAAAUAACAGACAGGCUAGAAAGAAGACUUACAUCAUUACCAUUAGUUUCCUAUGAAGUCAAAUUUUCAGGAUAAGUUCAGGUAUGUAUGUCAGUUUACCUAAACCAAUCCAUUAUAUGUGUAGCUUAUUGAAAAAUGUCAUAUGAUUUUCUUUCAGGGAAUACUCAGUUAUUUUACAAAUUUCAAUAUUUUGAGUUUUAUUUACAAUAUUACAGUAGGCUAUAAAGUUGAAAUUGUUUCACAAAGGUGCUUUAAAUCUAAUAGAAUGUUUAUUUUGAGCAGACAAGAAAGCGAACUAAUAACACUGUUUGAAUGUAAUCCUUUGUUGCAACAAUCUAGAUUAACGAAUACCCUGUUUUAGAUCCAUCGAAAUACAUGACAUGCCAUUAUUUCUGUAGGUAUAAAGUAAGGAAAUAGCAUUAUUUGACCGAUGCAGGAAUGUUCCAGAGUUUAUAUUUUUCGUAUACAAAUUAUAUUAUAUAAGAAGAUGUUAAUGAAAACAAAUGAAAUAAAAUUUAAAAUUUUUAUUGAAAUUUUUAUAACUUUCCAAAUUGCAUUUCGUUCUUAAUCAUAUGCCGUUUAAAAAAACUCGUGUCGUUAUUAAUAACAGCAAC
This is a messenger RNA of Homalodisca vitripennis (glassy-winged sharpshooter), 4984 nucleotides long. RefSeq names its product elongation of very long chain fatty acids protein AAEL008004-like. Gene Ontology annotation, biological process: fatty acid elongation, monounsaturated fatty acid; sphingolipid biosynthetic process; fatty acid elongation, polyunsaturated fatty acid. The record is from RefSeq and is a predicted model, not a curated record. Bases 65 to 880 code for a protein of 271 amino acids. Gene Ontology annotation, molecular function: fatty acid elongase activity. NCBI's taxonomy places the organism in Eukaryota, Metazoa, Arthropoda, Insecta, Hemiptera, Cicadellidae. Gene Ontology annotation, cellular component: endoplasmic reticulum membrane. The transcript is spliced from 8 exons.